Pristis pectinata (smalltooth sawfish) is the source of this 2567-nucleotide messenger RNA. Its product is annotated as tripartite motif-containing protein 65-like. The record is from RefSeq and is a predicted model, not a curated record. The transcript is spliced from 7 exons. Bases 167 to 1924 code for a protein of 585 amino acids. Lineage: Eukaryota; Metazoa; Chordata; Chondrichthyes; Rhinopristiformes; Pristidae. Gene Ontology annotation, molecular function: zinc ion binding; protein binding.
GCGACAUUCUGACCCGGGAGGGGCCCCACCCGAACGUGGGUCAGGGGCAGGUAGGGGUCAGUGGCUGGGGUCAGAGGGCAGGGUCAGGGACUAGGGUUAGGGACUGGGGUCAGGGUCGGUGACCGGGGUCAGAGGGCAGGGUCAGUGGCUGGGGUCAGGGGUCAGCAUGGACAUCCGGGAGGAGCUGUCCUGCUCCAUCUGCCACAGCCUGUUCCACUGCCCGGUCACUACCCAGUGUGGCCACAGUUUCUGCUUGUCCUGCUUGGAGGGUCACUGGUCCCGCCAGACCGCCCACGACUGCCCGCUGUGUCGCCGACGGUUCCCCUCCCAGCCGCGGCCUGACAAGAACGUCACCCUCAGCCGCAUCUGCGACAGCCUGAGGCAGCAGGAGGCCGAGGCUCCGGCCGCUGACCGCUGCCCCUCCCACGGCGAUAGCCUGACCCUCUACUGCUGCACCGAGGGACGUGCGGUGUGUGGUCAGUGUGUCCGAGGGGAGCACCAGGACCACAGGACGCUCCCGCUGGAGCAGGCGGUCGAGGAGGCGUGGGACUGGGUUCGAGGACAGCAGGAUGCAGUGGAGACGGGCCUGAGGGCGACAAGCAGAGCGAAGGACGAGCUGACGCAGAGGGUGGCGUCCCUGGGGGACUCGGUGAGCCGGCAGGGGGCAGAGGUUCGGGGGGCCCUGCAGGGGCUGUCGGCCCUGGUGCGGGGCGCGGAGGGGCUGCUGGAGGGGCUGCUGGAGGGGGCGGCCCGGCAGCUGGAGGCGGAGGCGGCGGCGGAAGCAGCGGCGCUGGAGUGGAGGGAGGUGUGGCUGAGGGAGCGGCGGAGGGAGCUCCGCACCCUGCUCACCCAGGACACGGCUGGGCUGCUACAGGGCUGGCGGUCACUGGACAGCUGCCCAGCCGAUCUGCCCCCUCCGGCCACUGGGACGGACGUCUGGACGGUCCUGAGGCAGUUACCAGGAAUGAUAACGGAACUGGGAGAUCGGCUGGACGCACACAUGCAGAUGGUCACCCGGAGAUGGUCCGUCCGUCCCGGACCGGUCGGCUCAGCGGGAGACGGCCAGGCACCAGGUCCAGACGGCCAGGCACCAGGCCCACACACGUUGAAUGUCACCGCUUCUUCCAGAAUCUUCCAGCCUGAGAACAGCGUCAACACAGUGCUGGACAUAGAAACCACAGCGGACGCGGCCAGGGUCACGGACGCGGCCAGGGUCACGGACAGCGGUGAGCCGGCCCUGCCUCUGGACGAGGGCGGAGCCUCAGUAGUGGGCGGAGCCUCAGCAGAGGGUGGAGCCUCGGCGGAGGGCGGGGCCUCGGCAGAGGGCGGAGCCUCGGCAGAGGGCGGAGCCGUCACAGCACCAGUGACCAGGCAGCAGUUACUGCAGUACUGGACGGCAGUGACCUUCGACCCGAGCACGGCUUCGGUCCAGCUGCGGAUUUCAGAGGGGGGGCUGGUGGCCCACAACUCGCUGCCGGACGUCCAGACGUACGGGGAGAGCCGGGAGCGCUUUGACCGGAUGCCCCAGGUGCUGGGGGCGCCGGGGCUGGACGGCUGCCACUACUGGGAGGUGGCGGUGAGCGGGGGGCCGCUGAUGGUGGGACUGGCCCGCCACACCCUGAGCCGCAAGGGCAGGGGAACCUCCUGUCUGCUGGGCCGCAACAACUCCUCCUGGUGCCUGGAGCUGUCCGAGGGCACCGCCACACCUUGGCACCAGAACCAGGCCGGGACCCCCCUCCCAGCGCCCUCCCCCCUCGUCGGGCUGCACCUCGACGUCCCCCAACACUCCCUUACCCUGUACGGCCUCGACCACGGCCACAGCCUGACCGUCCUCCACCACUUCCACCUGUCCGCACCCCCACCUCUGUUCCCAGCCUUCUACAUACACCGGGGGGCCAGCGUCCGCAUCCUGACCCCAGGCUGAGCUGGGGGGGGGGUCAGCUCCAGGAGGGUCAGGGGAAAGGGAGGGUCAAGGGUCAGGGCAAGACAAGUUUUUCGCUGUACCUUGGCACAAGUGACAAUAAUAAACCAAUUCCAAUGAAGGAGGUUCGGGGGGGGGGGGGGGGGCGGGGGGGUGGGUUCAGAGGUCCAAAAGGGUAAGGGCAGAGGGUCAAGGGUCAGAGACCCUGGAGGGUCAGGAGAUUCGGGGGGGGGGCAGGGGGGGGUUCAGAGGUCCAAAAGGGUAAGGGCAGAGGGUCAAGGGUCAGAGACCCUGGAAGGUCAGGGGACAGGGCACGGGGUGAGGGAGGGCCAGGGGUCUGGACAGGGGCAAGGAAGGGUCAGGGAUCAGGGUUCCAGGAGGAUUGAGGAAAGCUGGAGGUCAGGGAACAAGGUCAGGGGUCAGGGAACAAGGCCACGAAGGGGCAGGAUGGGCACAAGCUGACGUCAGGAAAAGUCACGGGGUUGGGGCGGUUGGUCAGUGAGGGUCGCGGGAUCAGUGAGGGGUCACGGGGCCUCUGGCCCACUCUCAGGCCAUCACCACCACCAAGCUCCGUUCAUUAUCUCCCCGUCUCACCAACGCCACCCCCCCCCCAUCCCACUGACGUUCUCCCCUCCCCCACCCUUCC